Diorhabda carinulata is the source of this 3671-nucleotide messenger RNA. RefSeq lists its product as uncharacterized. The transcript is spliced from 10 exons. The record is from RefSeq and is a predicted model, not a curated record. Gene Ontology annotation, cellular component: nucleus. Bases 411 to 3392 code for a protein of 993 amino acids. NCBI's taxonomy places the organism in Eukaryota, Metazoa, Arthropoda, Insecta, Coleoptera, Chrysomelidae. Gene Ontology annotation, biological process: positive regulation of transcription by RNA polymerase II. Gene Ontology annotation, molecular function: RNA binding; transcription factor binding.
AUGUGUCAUGUCACACGCGCAUGUGCUAAGAACCCAGGUAUAAAGAUUUAAUAACCUCACGUGUAACAAUUUUUAGUUUAUUCUCAAAUUGGGAAUAAAGAAUAAGUCGGAAUUUGCAUUCAUUAUUGGAAAUUACUUCUUUAUACCUCAAAAGUUGGUGUCGAUAAAUAUUCGUGAUAGUACACUUGAGUGUUAAUUAGUUAGACCGAAAAAUCUGUACACUUUCCCACCAUAACCUCAAAACUGUGUUUUAAACUAAAUAAAGAGUAAUAUUACGUGAAAUUGGUGAAUACCGGUUAAAAAACUGUUAAUAUUACUCAGUUAAAUAAGUGUUUGUCAACAUGCCGGCGUGUUUUUAAGGAAUACUGCAACAGUCUUCUUAAUACGUAAGAGCAUAUUGAUUUAAGGUUAUGGAUAUAUUUCAGAUGCACAUUGGAGAGGAUUUCUCCACAUUUGAUUCUGAAAAUUUUCUGGAUCCUUAUCCAUACGAGGGAACUACAACUGAUUCUACACAAAGUUUUACCCCAGAAAAUUAUGAGUGGAAUUCGGAAAAAGAACUAGAGAUAAAUGGGGAUAUUGCUCUUGUUCCAGUAUGUGAUAUGAAUGUAACAAUUGAUACCUCACAAAAUGUAGAUGAUUUUUACAAAGUAUUGACUGAUUUGCAGCAAUUGAUUAAUGUUGAUCCCAUCUCAGACUUCACUAUAGAACCAUUGAUUAAUUCAAGAGAUGAAGCCGAAACUGAUUUAAUCGACGAGAAAGUAGAUAUAUUGAAUACUAGCAAUUUCGAUAUAGCAGAAUAUCUAAAUGAUGACGAACCGGAACCUACACCUCCUGUAUCUACUAAAUCUUCGUCUACCACAAAUAACGCUUCUAAAACAAAUCCGUCGAAACCCUCAUCAGCUUGCAGAAAAUUCAAAGCUGGUGUUAAAAAGAUAGAUCUUCAAGCGCAAAAAUAUAUAAUAGAUGAAGAAGAAGAUGAAGUAGAUGUUGAAACUUUAUCAGAAUGCGAAGAAAAUUCACCUGUAUUGGAAGCUAAAGAUGUAGACAGUCUUUUUGAACAAUUCGAAGCUACACAGAUGCAUAAUUACCCUGAGUAUUUCAUUAAAUCCGAACGGGUUAUUAGUGAAAAAUUUCCAAGUGAUAUUUUUGAGGAACCGUCUGUAAAGAAAAUAAAAGAAAAGAAACAAGAAACUAUUGUGAAAAAGGAAAUAAUUGAAAUUGAACCCAACGUCAAAUGUGAAUUAAUUGAAACUGAACAGCACAAAGUCAAACAAGAAUUAAUCGAACAACAGAAAGUUAUACCUCAAGAUCAUGAAUAUGGCUUUGAAAAAAGGGACAAUAGCAACAAUCAAAAGAGAAAACGUAAAAGGCAAAAACAUUCAAAUGAAAAAGAGGAGGAGACCAGAGAGAACAAAAAGAAAAAAAUAAUAUCUUCUAUAGAAAUUAAAGAGGAAAAUGCUCCAGUUCAUCCACCACAAAUCUCCUCUCCUAAAACUGAUAUCGAAAUCAGUCAAACUGUCAAAAAUAUCCCAAAACUUUGUUCGGUUACUAAAAUGGUAUCAAAACCUACUGAAAUCAAUCAAGAGAAAACUCAAAAACUAUUGGAAACGUAUCCUAACUCAGAAUCCUCCGUCACUACAAGGAAACCUACUCAAAUUGUACAUAUCGAGCAGAAACCCAUCCAUACUGUUCAAAAACUCAACGAAACUGCACCAAGAAGCCCCAACGUUACUGUACCAAACAAACAAAUUGCUGAUUCACUACCUCCGGAACUGAUUGCUCGUAUCAAAGAAUCUGGUAAAAGAAAGACUAUAUCUGUGAUAGAUCCUAUACCUGCGAGAAAACGGGGAUAUCCUCGUCCACACGACAUUAGCAAUCAACAAUCUAAAAAGAAGAUAAAUAAUAGUGUACAAACGACAGUUGACGCAAUCCAUUUAGACCAUACUUAUUGCAGUGUUGGUUUAGCUCAAUACCCGAAAAAUCCAAAGAAAGAUUCCGGCUUCGAAUCUGCAGAAGAAGACGAUAGAACUGUGAUUGGAACACAACCUACAGUCAAAAAUGCAGAUGGAAAAUUAAUGGUGUCUCUAUUAAAGGUAAACACAAUCCAUCCAAACAAAGUCAACAGUCAAAAGAAGAAAUUGAACCUGGAAGAAUACAAGAAACGACGUGAAGGUGUUUUAAUAAAAUCAAGUUCAUUGAAUGGCUCAGCAAAUAGUAGCGCAAGUAGUUCACCAAUGCACGAAGACGAAACCACUAGACUUUUGAAACAUCAAGAAAAAUUAAAAAGAAUGGCUAAGGAAGUCCUUAAUGCUCAAGCAAAAGGAGAUAAAAAGCCGGAAUCUGUUUCAAUGGUAAUCGUACCUCCGCAACCAGUACAAGUACCUGUCGAUAUGAUAAAAAAGACAUUAGUUAGUAUAGGCGUUAACACUGAUUUUAAGAGUUGCAGCAAAAACAUCGAUCCGUUGGCUCCUGUUGAAAGGCUCGACGAAAUCAAACCGUUAUUACAAAAAGUUAGCGACAAAAUCAACGUCAAUUCACUAAUAACUUCUGUCAUCGAAAAUAUUCCCAAAGUUAUCGACAGUUGCGAUCAAAAUCGUCAGGUAAUGACAGCGAUUAAAGAUAAAUCAGAACAUGGCGAAGACAAAACUAUUAUAUAUUUACCGAAAAAUCGGGAAACAAGAAAGACGUGCUCCGUAGAGUGCCAAACUAAUAUUUCGCUUAUACUACAGACAAAGGAAAGCAGAUAUAGAAGAAGGAAAGAAUCUUGUUCUUCGACUUCUUCUAUUUCAUCGGAAGAUAGUAGAAUGAGCAAUGGACUUCCUCAUCGCUAUGAUAGAACAAGAAUUUCAACAGACUCCAGAUCCAGUUCAAUAUCAAAAAGUUCCAGAAGCUACAAAUCUGAUUAUUCAACAUCCAGCUAUUCUUCGAGGUCUUCCUCACGUUCUCUAUCUCCGUCUUCUUCUCCUAAAUAUUCUAGAAGAGAGAAAGAACGGUUGAAGGAAGUAGAGGAACGUAGAGUUAUCUAUGUAGGUCGAGUGGCCUCGGGUACCACUAAAGACGAUUUGAGAAAAAGAUUCCAACGAUUCGGACCUAUCACUAAUAUCAGCUUGCAUUCAAGGAAUCAUAGCUAUUUCAGGGACAAUUAUGGAUUUGUUACUUUUGCAAAUAAAUUAGAUGCUUAUGAAGCCAUAGAACAUGGAAACGAUGAUCCUUGGCAACCGAAAUAUGAUUUGAGCUUUGGUGGUAGAAGAAUCUUUUGCCAGACCACCUAUUCUGAUUUAGAUAACAUGCGCGAGGAAAGUUGUGGAUAUUAUUCGAGGGGAUCUGCAGAUGAUUCUUUCGAUAAAUUAUUGAGGGAAGCUCAAGAAAAGAUGCGUAAACGCAAAGCUUGACGAUUGUUUUUCGUGACUGUAGUAAUAAUUUGUAUAUUUGUAUAUAGAACAAUUUUCAAUUUCAAUAAUCGGGUUUAUUAUCUAUUUUUUUUUUUCAUCUUAUAAAAAUAUGUGAUUAAGAUAAAAUCCUCAAAAAAAUCAUGACAUAUUUUGGACCUUUAUAUGUACUUUUUCUAUGUUAAUUGUUCUGACGUUACUUUUUUUUCUUUAGUUACAUUUUCCCCUACUUUGGGCUGUGUAUUUUGUAUUAAAGAUAAAUAAACAAAUAGCUAAAAAGUC